Messenger RNA from Acromyrmex echinatior (Panamanian leafcutter ant), 3121 nucleotides. RefSeq lists its product as uncharacterized. The record is from RefSeq and is a predicted model, not a curated record. NCBI's taxonomy places the organism in Eukaryota, Metazoa, Arthropoda, Insecta, Hymenoptera, Formicidae.
AUGUCGAUCACGCACAAACAAACCGCACACGGAGUGGAACAUGUAAUCGAAACAACGAGUCCUCCUGUGUCAAACAAAGCCAGACGACUCUGUCCAGAAAAACUCAAGACAGCUAAACAAGAAUUUGAGUACAUGAUGCAACAAGAUUUGAAUCUAGUGCGUACAUACCAACAGAUUUCAGUUCGCGAAUCAGAUAUUCCGAAAACCGUAAUCAUUACACCGUUCGAACUUUUCGAAUUUCCUUAUAUGACAUUCGGACUUCGUAACGCAGCACAAACUUUUCAAAGAUUUAUGGAUUGGGUAACUGUAGGACUUGACUUCUGUUUUAUUUAUAUCGACAUUUUAAUCGCUUCGCAGGACGAAACGCAGCACAAGGAACUUCAACAGCAUAGCAUAGCAAUCAAUCCGAAUAAAUGUGUGUUCGGACAGAAAAGUGUCAGCUUUCUGGGACAUACAAUCAGCGCUGAAAGAAUCAAACCUUUACCCAAAAAAGUCCAAGCUAUCGUUGAAUUUCAGGAACCAGCUACAGUCAAAGGACUUCGAUGUUUCUUAGGAAUGCUCAAUUUCUAUAACCGAUUUCUCAAAGAUCUCGCAAGCAUGCAAGCACCAUUGCUAAAUGCAAUCUCGGGACGUAAACAAUGCAACAACAAUGCGAAAAUAGAAUGGACUCCUGAGCUCAAACAAUCCUUUCAACGAGUUAAGGAACAUUUCGCUCAAGCCACCUCGCUCGCAUUUCCAGACAGCAAGGCAACACUCUCGUUGCAAACAGACGCUUCAGACAAAGCAAUCGGUGCGGUAUUGCAACAGUACAGCAACGGAUUUUUACAACCAGUCAGUUUCUUUUCAAGGAAGCUCACGCCUACGCAAAUAAAAUAUAGCAUAUAUGAUAGAAAAUUAUUGGCUAUCUAUGCGGCUAUCAAACAUUUUCGAUAUAUGCUAGAGAGACGAAACUUUCACGUUAUCACGGAUCAUAAACCCCUCGUGUACGCAUUCAAGAGUUCACAACCGAUGCACGUUUCAGGCGCCGAAAACAUUGUAGCAGAUGCAUUAUCUCGCGUCGACACUGUCGUGAUGCCAACUAGUCUCGAUAUACAAGAGAUUGCAAAAGCUCAAGCCUCGGAUAACGAAUUGCAACAACUGAAGCAAUCUACAUCAAUCUUUGAAGCUCAAAAAUGCAUCAAAUGUCUCAUCCAAGCGGCAGAGCACCAGCAAACUGCGCAAAAAUUUGUAUGGCCCUCCAUGGCUAAAAACAUUAAAGAGUGGGCCCGCAUGUCAGCAUGCCAGCAAUCUAAAAUUCAUCGGCAUAACCAUACUUCGCCUACCAAAAUACCAAUACCAGAUACUCGUUUCGAGUACGAACAUAUCGAUAUCGUUGGUCCUCUACCUUCAUCCAAAGCAAAUACGGUGGCGAAGAUGUUUUUCACUCACCAGAUUUGGAGCUCCACGCCUGAUCAGAGCUCGCAAUUCGAAGCGCAGUUGUUCAACACAUUAACCAAACUCGUCGGUUCUAAACGUUGUCGGACAACUGCAUAUCAUCCAAAAUCUAAUGGCAUCAUCGAACGAUGGCAUCGCUUUUUAAAAACUGCAUUAAUGUGCCACGGUGAAACUCAAUGGACAGAUACACUGCCAGUAAUAUUACUCGGACUAAGAAUUUGUUUCAAAGAGGACUCUAGACACUUCUGUAGCGGAAUUAAUUUACGACACUACGCUCAAAGUACCGUAGAAGGCAGCAGACGUUCCCUGGACCAACCGUACACCGGACCGCAUAAAGUAUUAGAACGCAUUUCGAACAAAGUCUUUGCUACAGAAGUCGACGGCAAAUGUAUCAACGCCACUGUCAAUAGACUUAAACUCGCUUAUUUAAUAAUUCAAGACUCAGAAACUAUUUCGUCCACUGCGUUCCCGUCUUCAAUUAACAUUCCAGUGCAAUAUGAACCAAAGACAUAUCCAGCAACCAAGCGAAAGACUGUUAGAUUUAAGGAUUAAGUCGCGCAAUAUUACAUUAAGCGAUCAACAAGCAUAAAUUUCUGUUUGUUUCAUUUAAUUUUAUUUUCUGUUAUUUUCGUUCUAGCGAUAAUUUAAUCGAACAUUUAAUGUAUUUCUUUCCUUAACACUGGGAGAGGAGUACUGUGGCGUUGCGAGCGUUAAUCACGGCGCUCGAGUUGGUUCUUCUUCCCGGCUUUCUUUUCUUUCCCUCUCUCUGGUGUCAUGGCGUUCUGCGUGCGGACCUCGUGUAAGCUUCUGCGAUAGUUAACCUGUUAAGACUCGAUAAGAUUAAGAAUCACCUUGUGUUCAUUGCGAGAUCGACAUCGAUUACUGUUCAUGUCAUUCGGUAAUUGUUAGCGCCGUCAGAUACUCAUAGUGUACUUUCUUAAUUUCUCGUAUUCUAACCUAGUAACGCGAUACCGAUAUCUGAGCCGUCUUACACAAUCACGUCUCUAUUUUGUAAUCUAUACUUUCUAAAUAAUCAUUCAAGUUUGUAUUAAAUCACCUUAUGGCAUAUGAGUCAGAAUCAACGAGCAACAUUCAUUCGCAAACUUAGCGAUUUUUCGCCAAUUCCUUCGCCGUUAGUUAGUCAUCGCCGGCGCCCAGACAUGCUCGCCACAUUGGGCAUAGCAGUCACAACGUAGCCACAAUGCACCGGUAGGUGACGUCCCCUGGUGUUCGGCGCGCGGCGCUAUACACUCGUACCGAAGUGCAUACAUAUGUGUUACUAGAAACGCGGAGAAGAUGAGGAGCGCGAAGCGAGAAAGUAGUGAGGUAAGGCGCUUCGAUAUUCUGUCCUUAGCGCAAGGCGCACGAUUGAGAGAGAAAGCGUAAUUGGAUGUCGGCUCGCGAUAUCCUUUCGCUGUCUCAUACAUUUGUUACUAGUACGAGUGAGUACCCCGAUAUCUCUCGCUCGCCAAUAUUUAUAAUAAUAUUUUUAAUACGCAAAAUGUUGUAAUUAUGCAUAAAAAGUUUUAAUACACACUGUAAAAAAUUUUCUGUGUGUCAGAAGUAAGUUGUCCGUUUGCUGGUCAUUUUAUUCGGCGAGUCAUUCAAAGUGAGAAGAAGGAGAGGUGAGUGACGAAUGGAUUGCAGUGGAAUUAUGAAUUCUUUUAAUGAAAUAAAAAUGUGAAUU